GGGCCCGGCCCGGCGCGUGCGUCAGGUUCGGUAGCGCUGCGCCAGGGGCCGGGUAAAGUGAUCAGCAGCAGCAAUAGGAGAAAUGGAGAUGCAGUCAUAUUACACGAAACUCUUGGGAGAGCUCAAUGAGCAAAGAAAGAGGGAUUUUUUUUGUGACUGCAGUAUUAUUGUGGAAGGCAGGAUCUUCAAAGCUCACAAGAACAUUCUCUUUGCCAAUAGUGGCUACUUCAGAGCCUUAUUAAUUCAUUACAUUCAAGACAGUGGGCGACACAGCACUGCUUCUUUGGACAUUGUUACUUCAGAGGCCUUCUCCGUCAUCCUAGAUUUCCUUUAUUCAGGGAAGCUGGAUCUUUGUGGAGAAAAUGUUAUUGAAGUCAUGUCCGCAGCUAGCUACUUGCAGAUGACUGAUGUGGUCAAUUUUUGCAAAACAUACAUCAGGUCAUCGCUAGAUAUUUGCAGAAAAAUAGAGAGAGAAGCUGCUUUCUAUCAGGCUGAUAGCGGAAGCUCUAGCUCUGUCAGAGAGGGCACUUCUUAUGGUACAAAGAGCCAGUGCUCUGCCUCCGUCUCUUCUCUGCAAGAAAAGGAAAGGAUUUCUGAUUGUCAGAGAGAUCCUCCCUGUGGUGAAUGUAGCAGCUGCCACCCAAUGGAACUUGUGGUGAGAGACCCUGUAAGCAGUGAUUCUCCAGAUGACAUUAAUUCUUCUCUGCCCAAAGGGAUAGUAGAACCAAAAGUAGAAUUUGACUCUGAUGAAGUGGAAGUAGAAGUGGGUGAACGACUACAGCAGUAUCCAACUCCAUUAUCUCUUGAGCAGAUGGAAGAGGGGCUGCACAGUGGCCAGGCAAUGGACUUAGCCUGCAAUAACUAUCAUAUGAAACAGUUCCUGGAGGCCCUGCUACGCAGCAGUGCGGCUCAAAGAAAAGAUGAUGUGGUUCAUCAUUUUGUUCGGGGCUUUGAGGGUAGGCCAGAAGAUGCAGGGGUGGCCAUGAGUUCCAUGAUGGACAUUCACAGCGACUGGUAUGGUGAGGAUACAGGUGAUGUGUUAGUUGUGCCAAUCAAGCUCCACAAAUGCCCGUUCUGUCCCUACACGGCUAAGCAGAAGGGAAUACUAAAACGGCACAUUCGCUCUCAUACAGGGGAGAGACCCUACCCUUGUGAGACGUGUGGCAAACGCUUCACCCGGCAGGAGCACCUUCGGAGUCAUGCUCUGAGUGUGCACCGAUCAAACAAGCCAAUUAUCUGCAAGGGUUGCAGAAGAACGUUCACAAGUAGCCUAUCGCAGGGAUUACGGCGCUUUGGCUUGUGUGACAGCUGCACUUGUGUAACGACUACGCAUGAGGAUUCAAUGCCCAUUAACCUCAGUCUGAUGGAACCUUCAUCAGAAGGUCAAGAAAAGGGUGAUACAGACAAUGAUUGGCCUAUAUAUGUCGAAUCUGGUGAGGAAAAUGAUCCAGCUGAUGAUGAUGAUGCUGAUGAUAAGCAGGAGAUCCAUAGAAGCUUAUCAGACCGAGAGGCACUUAUGUAGUAACAAAAGGAGGGUUGGCGGAUUUAAAGUGUCUCCCCUGUGAUUGGUCAUUCUGCAGCAGAAAACUGCAUAUUUAACCAGUUUUGUGGAGCUGUGUGUUUUUUAUUACUAAAUUCCAGUUUUGAUAGAACAGGUGGGAAGAACUGGAUUUUGGAAUUUUGAAAUAUUUUUUAACUUUUCAGUGCUGUGCACUAGAAUUCUGAGGGAAUUUUCUAUCCUGGGAGAGCAGAGGCUGUCUCCUUGCAAUCACGUGUUGUGCUUCUGUACCCUGGCUAUGAGGGAAGGAUAACGCUCUUUGCAGGUGAAGGAUCAUCAUGAUCAUUUGAUACUGAGUUUCCUCUCACAAUGCUGCCAUGGUCCCUCAAUCCUGGUCUCAAGGGGCCAACCAUCAUCUUUCUAGGAAGAGAUGUGGAGAAAAUAAAUGUAGUUUUCAUCCUUAACCUUGGACUUCUCUAAACUGUUUUGCAAUCUUGUCCCUCUUAUGCUAGGAAAGUCCUAUCUGAAACUGUAAAUUCUAACUGUUUGUUUAAUCUUAAAACUUUAGAAUAGGAUUUGACCUGGAAACCACGGUAAAUUACCAGGAUAACAAAUAUGCUACAGAGGGAAGCAUAUUCAGUAGAGAAUCUUCACACAUGUUUGUUCAUAUAUGUACUUAGAGAGCAAGCUUCUAUUUUUGGGCAGUUUUCACUGCAUUUCCAUCCCUGGAGAACAAGAGAGCUUGGGCUGUGAUUCUUCUGGUCUAUCUUUAAUGCCCAUAAGACAGUAGUCCAGGCCUGAGAACUACACAGAAUAUUUAUUCUAUGAUCUAGUAAAAUAGUGUCCAAAGUGCACUGGUUACUGAAGCAAGACUAAGUGCACUGCCCACCUCUUUUCAACCAUUUAAAGUAGAAGUUAUAACCUAGCAAUCUAGAAAAGUGGUUUCUUUAGUAGAUGAAAUAGUCAGAUUUACCGCUGAUCUAGCUGAAGUACAAUUCCAAAAAAAAAAAUCUGGACUACAUAUAGAACACCAUCCCUGCAAACUGUUUUUGAAGAAGCCAGGUGAGACCCCCUUGUAAAAUUAGAGACUCCCUGUAUGCAAACUUCCCCUUUCCUAAUGAGAUUUUUCUUCUUAUAUAAUCAAAAAUAGUCUUUGAUGAUUCCUAUAAUGGUUUGUACCCUUUCAUUGUCUUAUGAAUUCAUCCAGGUACUGUCUCUUGUUAAAAUUCCAACUUGGACUCUGCGUUUUCCUUGUUGGACAGAUACAAGUUGGCUUUUGAAGGAGGUGAGAUUACUUUAUUUAAUUUAACCUGUCCAGUACCAAAUUGCGGUAGACUAUGAAAUUAGCUGGGAAACUGUAAAGAGCUCUUGGGUAAGCUACUGCUAAACUUAAGGCUAAAGAAGUUACAAUAUUGAAGGAUUCUGUGCAGUGAAGGUGCAUACUGUAUGGAGAUAGUACGUUCUAACUUGUUCGUAAAUGUUUAAUGAAAAGCAUUGCAUUUGGGCCUCACUUUCUGGAUCAAGUGCUAGAACAGAAGAUCGCAGACAGACAUCACUGACACAGGAAGAUCAUCUCAGUUAAAAAGACAGUUUUCCUUUCUUAUGUUUUAAAGAAGACUUUACAUUGAGCAAACAUAAAAUGGAACAUUUUUAUAUAAAAAGCAGAUGAUUUAACCAGU
This is a messenger RNA of Malaclemys terrapin pileata, 3177 nucleotides long. RefSeq names its product zinc finger and BTB domain containing 8B (gene ZBTB8B). The coding region runs from base 83 to 1522 and encodes 479 amino acids. Gene Ontology annotation, biological process: regulation of transcription by RNA polymerase II. Gene Ontology annotation, molecular function: DNA-binding transcription factor activity, RNA polymerase II-specific; protein binding; RNA polymerase II cis-regulatory region sequence-specific DNA binding. NCBI's taxonomy places the organism in Eukaryota, Metazoa, Chordata, Testudines, Emydidae. The transcript is spliced from 4 exons. The record is from RefSeq and is a predicted model, not a curated record.